Messenger RNA from Ceutorhynchus assimilis (cabbage seed weevil), 1916 nucleotides. The record is from the annotation of a GenBank genome assembly. NCBI's taxonomy places the organism in Eukaryota, Metazoa, Arthropoda, Insecta, Coleoptera, Curculionidae.
CAUAAAUGUUCGUUGGUGUGCACCCGGAGCGCGCCCGAAUCGACCUGCUAGCUGACAUGGGUAAAAAUGACCCGACAUGCGCAGUACGUUUCAGGAGUGGACGUUUGUUUGUUUUCGGUUUUCGGGUUCGCAGUUUUCGUUUAUUAUUGAUAACCUCGAAAAAGGAGAUUUUUGAUAUUUUUAAACUGUUGAGUAUUAUUUAUUGAAGUUGGUUGAAGUUGUUAAUAUGGAUGAGGAAAUGGAAAUUAAUCCCGAGAAUUUCAAACUGAUCGAAAUUGAUGGAUCACCAUUUGCAAACGAUGAAAAUCACAUAUAUUUACAACAUGUUCUAGGUUAGUAUUUAAUUUACAGGUUUCUGAUAAUAAUUACAAUAGUUUCUCUGAAUCAAUCAUUAGUUUUGACCAUUUUAUAUAGUUUUGAGAGCGACCCAAGUUGGUGAUUGUGUCAUUAAACGUCCCACGAAUUUCGCUACAAAUCUUUUAUGAAACGAUAGUUCACUUACUGAAAUAUUAUUUUGAUCCAAGAAAAGUUGUGGCAAAUUACCUAAUUCACUUUUUCUCUAGAGAAAAUAAGUAAAAUGAGAUGCUCGAUCUGGUGAAGUAUUACAAGGUUAAUAGGUAUAUUUUCUUUGAAAUGCCCAGGCCUGGUUAGAUGCGAUGCGGGAAAUAUUAAAUGAAUAAAUUUAUUUGCUCAAAUUAAUAGGAGAAUAUUGUUAUUUAAAAUCAUCCCUUGAAUUGUUUCGAAAAGCAUGAUUUUCCAGCCAGUCUAGCGGUAUCGCCGGUUGGAUUGUCGGAGGAGUUUGGUUUGAUGGCGGUGAGUUUGGUUAGUAUAAUUUUUCUCAUUUCUUUAUGCGCUUUAUACCUAUUUUUUGAAAUUUAAUGUAAUGUUUUUUUCGUUGAAACGCGUGUAUUCCGCAAUUUUUUCUUUUCAAAAAAAUACUAUUAGAACCAGAACUUACGUCUAAAAAUUGUUUUUUCCUUUAAUUGGUGGGACGCUAUAUGACACAAGACCCCCAUUAUUAUUAUAAACCAUAUAAUAUGCUACUUUUGCAACUACAUGAAUCUGAUAGAACUUGUAGGGUAUCUUUCAAAUGUGUAGGAUAUGUAGUUCCUAUUUUUUUCAGAUGGAAGCAUUAUAAUUGCACCUUUAGAUGAAGAGAUAAAAAAUAUGUUUUUUCCAUGUCAAGCCACACAGCAGUCAACUUCAAUGCAUAAGAGCAGUGGAACUCGAACAUGGACUCGAUCUGACAUUCUAGCAUUAAUAGAUGCAGUGAAAAACCAUCAGGAAAAAUUCAAGUCCAGUACAAUGAAAAAUGACGCUGUUUGGAAAAUUAUUUCUGCUACAUUGGAAAAAAAAGGAAAAUGUUUCACAGCGACUCAGUGUAAAGACAAAUAUAAGUAUCUCAAAGGAAAAUAUAUGAAAAAAAAAGAUAAUAUGAGUGACAGAUCCAGUGGUGCGGAAUUUAUAAAAUUUGAAUAUUUCCACGAAAUGGACGAAUUUUUGGGAACGUCCCAUAAUGCAAACCCUAUUGCCUUGGCUUCUAACAUCAAAAAGCACCAAGUCCCAGACACAGAAGAACGCAAUAUGUUAGACAGUGAUGAUAAUGACACUGAUACAUCGGAGCCUAGUUUGAAGAAGAAAAAAAUUGCCACUAAGCGAAAAUUGCCAGAAAAGGAGAGUCCCCUUCAGAAAUAUGUCAAAGAGUUACAUGAAAAUACAAAUAAAAGAGAAGAUAAUAUGGAAAGACGCCAUAAAGAAAAUGUGGAAUCACGCAAAGAAGCAUUAAAUGUCUUUGCUCAAAAAAUGGAUGCUAUUAUAUCAAUAAUGGCUAAUAAAAACAAGCAAUAGAGAUAAUAAAAAAAAUUACAAUUUUUUUUGUUAUUUUGUUCAAAAGUUUAUUUGUUGUGUGGUUACCA